Messenger RNA from Phoenix dactylifera (date palm), 3178 nucleotides. The record is from RefSeq and is a predicted model, not a curated record. Lineage: Eukaryota; Viridiplantae; Streptophyta; Magnoliopsida; Arecales; Arecaceae.
AAAUAUUUUAGAAAGCAACCAGCAUAACAGUUUCCUGAUCAACAAAUAAAUAUAAUAUAAACUAUUUAUCAAUCACAAAGAACCUAGAAAGGAACAUCAUUGUAUCGGCGAGCUAUUUCAAUUACAAUGCGCUGGCUAAUCUUCAUACAGAAUUCCUAAUUACUUUAUAUUUGAAUGAUAUCAUCAUCCUGACAUUCAGUAAAGAAAUUUUUAUUGGAUAAUCAGGCAGAAAACCAUUGUGUGAUAUGAAUGAGAAAUUAGGGUUGCCCCAGUUGACUAUUAGUGCACAAAUAUUACACCUAGCAUUCUUCUAAUGCCGAAACAAUUUGUUGAAUGUAGGGAACAGUUUGAAGUCUACCAAUGUGCCCUCCAUAGUUUGUACAAAGUGCGCAUACACAAGCCUACUAUCCUAUUUCAUGAUAGACACUUUGGGUAGAGGGCAGACAUGUAGAUUCUGACUGACAAUGUUUCAAGCAUCCCUUUCUUGCUAGGACUCAAGCAAUAUACAGAUAAAUAAACAGGUGUAUUCCUAAUGUCAAUAUAUAAAAGCAGAAAUAUACAAGAAAAAAAAAGGGAAAAGAAAAGAAAUCUCCAGAACAUAAUGCUAAUGUAAGCAUUGGCACAUAAAUACCCCAUCCAAAAUUGAACAUAAGUACGCAAAGAUGUGUAACGUUUGUGCUUAUGCUAUAUAUAAUUGCAGGAUACUAAACAUAUCCCCCGAUUUUUAAGCGGUUGAAAAAAAGAGGGAAAAUGGGUGGAAAAAGAAUAGCAUUUAGUUUUGCAUAAUAAUAACUGAAUUAUUGCAUAGAAGUGCUCGAGAAAAAUCAUAAAAAACAGGUAGAAAUACUUAUUUAGAAUAAAACAAUUAACAAUUAAAACAAAAUAGAAUAGCUUUAAUUCAAGAAAGGUUAUGACAACAACUGAUCUAGCAUAGACCAGAUGCAUUCCUGGUAAUUUGUACUCCAGCAAAGGAUAUAGCAGCCAUGUGCACUGUAUGGGCAUUUAAAAAUAUUUUUAAAUUCCAGACAAAGCUGUACAAGAAAGAAGGUCGGCAUCCAAGCCAACCUUCUCUUUAUAAAAGGCCCAGCAUGCACCAGAAAUGAGACAUAGAUCCAACUUAUCUGUGGCUUCCUUAUUUCUUUCAGAUCAUCCAAUAUGAUUUCUCUGGCGACAGUAUAUCAUGUUCUGGUAGCAACAGUGCCGCUGUAUGCAGCCAUGAUCCUGGCCUAUCUUUCAAUAAAAUGGUGGAAGCUCUUCACACCUGACCAGUGCACGGGGAUAAACAAGUUUGUAGCCAAAUUUUCAGUCCCCCUACUGUCCUUCCAUGUGAUCUCCACCAACAAUCCCUACAAAAUGAACCUCAAACUUCUAGUAGCGGACUCGCUGCAAAAAAUACUUGCCCUCUUUGUAUUUGCAGUCCUAAGUAAAGCAUGCUUUAGAGGCAGCCUGGAUUGGCUAAUUACUGGGUUCUCUCUAUCCACACUACCCAACACAUUGAUUAUUGGGAUUCCCUUAUUAAAAGGUCUGUAUGGGGAUGAAGCUGCCAAACUCUUGGGUCAGAUCGUCGUCUUGCAGAGCUUAAUUUGGUAUACUCUUCUGUUAAUUCUCUUCGAGUUCAGGGCUGCUAAGGCAAUUGCAGCAAAUCCGACUGACAGGGAACUGGAAUCCUCUGAAGGAGUACGCCCCAGACCUGAAGAGGAUGAAGUAAAAUCCCUGUCCAUAAGAAAUAUCAGGAGUUUACUCAUUCUCUGGAUGGCGGGAAAGAAACUUAUGAUAAAUCCCAAUACUUACGCAAGUUUAGCAGGCUUUGUUUGGGCUUUAAUCAGCUUUAGGUGGAGAAUAGAGCUACCAUUAAUAAUUAGCAACUGCAUAUCAAUAUUAUCAGAUGGGGGACUUGGCAUGGCAAUGUUCAGCUUAGGCCUUUUCACGGCAUCGCAGUCUAGCAUCAUAGCCUGUGGGAUUCGGAUGAUGAUUUUAUCCAUGGGAUUAAGGUUCAUAAUUGGACCAGCCUUGAUAGCAAUCACUUCCUAUGCUAUUGGAAUGAGGGCAAAAUUGUUAAAAGUGGCAAUUGUUCAGGCAGCUCUUCCUCAAGGAAUAGUAACAUUUGUGUUUGCUAAAGAGUAUGGCGUGCAUCCAGAUAUCCUGAGCACUGGGGUUAUUGUUGGCAUGAUCAUAGCAGUACCAAUAGCACUCGCGUAUUACUUCAUUCUCGAUCCUAAUUAACUUCUUUAUAUGCUCAAGUUAUGGAGUUCCAUGCUCUUAUAAAAGGCGCAGAAGCAUAGCAUGAACUCUGGAUGGUGACAGCAGUGACCAAUAUUCUCAACCUUCUGAUUCAUAAAAUGAUAGUAAAAGUGUACAAUCACAGUAUGAUUAAGAGGUAAGGUGUUUCCGAAAAUUGCACCAAAGAUCUUUAUCUUGCUGCUCUACAGACACAAGAAUAUUCCACCUAGCCAAAUCCAUUUAGGGACCUGACCAGCAGUAUUUUCUAUGUGGUAUUAUGAGAUUUAUAAAUUGUUCCCACCAAGAAGGAAGGUGAUGCACAUUUGUUGCAGUGGAAUGAUAGAAUCAAAUUGGCUGUGUGUAGAAGAUCAAGACAAUGAAACAGGGACCAUUCUCUUGUACCUUCUAGCGUUGAAUUUCUUAUUAAUUUAACAGAAAGAGGAGGAGAGAACAGAAAAGAGUAGGAGAGAAACAGAGAACAAAGAAUUUAUGCAGAUAACAGGAUGCUGAACACACUAGGCAUUUGCCGGUUACACCAAUAUAUUGCUUAAUAUAAUAGGUAACAAUCUAGAAAUAAAAGGAUGGAUCCACCAAAAUAAGUAUUUCAGUAGACCUAAUAGAAAAGUUUCAUAAUCUAGAACUGCUAUGUUUCAUAAUCUAGAACUGCUAUUAGUUUCAGUAGUGCUACUGUUUUGUUCUGUUUGAAACAAAACAAAACAGCAGGAGACAAUUUCCAGAACCCAUUUCCCAUAGUAUACAGAAACGUUUGAUUUCUAAGAAAAUUAAACAAUACAAUAAUCUUAUUCAAAAGCAUCCAAGCUACACACACGUCAUGAAUUUUGAAAUAACCUCUGUUUCUUGGAAAAACAGAAGCUUUACAUGAGCCUUUUAAUUUGCAUGUGAACUAAUUCAUUGCAAUCAAUGACUACAAUAGGGUCACACCACUUGCAUCUACGGA